Molecule: messenger RNA, 456 nt
Organism: Trichomonas vaginalis G3
Lineage: Eukaryota; Parabasalia; Trichomonadida; Trichomonadidae
Product: protein of unknown function, DUF4106 family
Exons: 1
Source: RefSeq, a predicted model, not a curated record
AUGGCUGCACAACAACAAGAACUAGAUGAGAAGAACCCAUUCUAUGAGUUAGUUGUUAUUUGUAGUACUUCUGGUCAAUUUGACCAAACCGUCAAUUCGUUCAAAGAUAUUAUAAAGAAGUCUAAGUUAGUAUGUAUAAAAGACUCUGAGUUGUUAGAUUGGAUAAAGAAGUACCAAAGAAGAGUUUUGAAGUACAAUGCUAUAAAUGAGUAUAUAAAUUCGAAGUUUAAAGACCCAAAUGAGGAAAUGCAGAGAAUAUUAGAGAAGAAACACUUCAGAAACAAACAGAAAGAGAUAGAAUACAUUUCGAAGAAAUUGCAAUCUUACGAUUGGAAGACUUACCCUCAUAGAUGUCUUCUUAUCUUAGAUGACUUUGCUUCUCAUCCUUUGUUAAAGAACAGAGAACAAGAUAUGUGUCGAAUUCUUAAGAAGCUCAGACACUUUAACAUCUCAGUU